Molecule: messenger RNA, 243 nt
Organism: Spirodela intermedia
Lineage: Eukaryota; Viridiplantae; Streptophyta; Magnoliopsida; Alismatales; Araceae
Source: the annotation of a GenBank genome assembly
AUGAAGCGGAGGGCCAAUGUGGAAGCCCCGUUGCGGCGCAGGGCCGCCACGUGUGGCGCGUGCGGUUGCGCUGCCAGGGGCGUGCCCCGGCGGGCAGCCGGGAACGUGGCGCGCCAAGUCAGACCUCUCACCCCCACGUCGGAGCCAAGUAGGUUCUCUUCCACCGUGGAAGGCGCGAGAAAAGGCGGUCAGGAUGAGCGGUCUGUGGCCAGGCAGCGCGCAGAGAGUGGCUGGGAGAGUUAG